AUGCCCCUCCUCGCCCGCUUCCCCACCUUGCUCUCUUCCCCUCCUCGUCCUUUUUCUUCGCUCGCCUCCUCCCUCCUCCGUUCUUCCUCCUCGUCUUCGUCGUCUCCCCUACGCUCUCUCUACGUCUCCAACCAGUCCUUCUCAAACGCCCGUCUCCGUGCUUUCCACGCUUCCGCCGCAGCCAUGACAAGAACUUUCUUCGAGGUCGAGUACGCCGACCCGGCCCAGCCUACCAAGUCUACCGUUGGCCGAAUUGAGUUUGAACUCUUUAGCGAUGUCGUUCCCAAGACCGCCGAGAACUUCCGUGCCCUCUGCACUGGCGAGAAGGGCUUUGGCUACAAGGACUCCAUCUUCCACCGUGUCAUCCCUGAUUUCAUGCUCCAGGGUGGUGACUUCACCCGUGGCAACGGCACUGGUGGCAAGUCGAUCUACGGCGAGAAGUUCGCUGAUGAGAACUUCAAAUGCACCCACGAAGGCCCUGGUAUCCUUUCCAUGGCCAAUGCUGGGCCCAACACCAACGGCUCCCAAUUCUUCAUCACCACCGCGAAGACCAGCUGGCUUGAUGGCAAGCACGUCGUCUUCGGCAAGGUCGUAGACUGCCCGUCGACAAGACUUGGCCCCAACCAGAAGCAGUCCAUGGAUGUUGUUCGCGACAUUGAGAGCGCUGGCAGCACCUCCGGAGCCAUCAAAACAUCCAUCAAGCCCAAGAUUGUCAACUGUGGUCAGGUUUAA
Histoplasma mississippiense is the source of this 732-nucleotide messenger RNA. Its product is annotated as peptidyl-prolyl cis-trans isomerase. The transcript has 4 exons. NCBI's taxonomy places the organism in Eukaryota, Fungi, Ascomycota, Eurotiomycetes, Onygenales, Ajellomycetaceae. Gene Ontology annotation, biological process: protein peptidyl-prolyl isomerization; protein folding. The record is from RefSeq and is a predicted model, not a curated record. Bases 1 to 732 code for a protein of 243 amino acids. Gene Ontology annotation, molecular function: peptidyl-prolyl cis-trans isomerase activity.